Metarhizium brunneum ARSEF 3297 is the source of this 1404-nucleotide messenger RNA. It is a transcript of the gene RKM4, whose product is annotated as Ribosomal lysine N-methyltransferase 4. Gene Ontology annotation, molecular function: protein-lysine N-methyltransferase activity; protein binding. The record is from RefSeq and is a predicted model, not a curated record. Gene Ontology annotation, cellular component: nucleus. Gene Ontology annotation, biological process: peptidyl-lysine monomethylation. Lineage: Eukaryota; Fungi; Ascomycota; Sordariomycetes; Hypocreales; Clavicipitaceae.
AUGACAGCUGAGGACUUCACAGCCAGGACCGCUGCCUUUUUGCAGUGGUUCAGAGCUCUCCCUGGUGCUACAUUUUCCGAUGCCAUCGAGAUUGUUGACCUGAGAUCCCGUGACGCAGGUCGUGGAAUAGUUGCUCUUCGCGAUAUUCCUGCUGACACGACCCUUUUCACGAUACCCCGGGAUGCAAUUAUUAAUUCUGACACGUCAUCCUUGAGAGAGAAGCUGCCGGAAUUGUUUGAGAGUCAAGGGGAUGAAGAUGAGCAGCAGGCCCUGGACUCCUGGAGCGCCUUGAUCCUGAUCAUGAUGUAUGAGUUCUUCUUGGGUCAUCAGUCCAAGUGGAAGCCUUAUAUCGAUGUCUUACCGCUAACAUUCGACACCCCCAUGUUUUGGUCUGAAGAGGAACUGUCAUAUCUUCAAGCCAGCGCUACCGUGAACAAGAUUGGCAAGGCUGACGCAGAAGAAAUGUUCCGCACGCGGCUCAUCCCUGCCAUUCGUGGACAUCCGUCUGUUUUUGCCUCGAGCGGUGACUGCAGUGAUGAGGAUUUGAUUGGGCUGGCGCACCGGAUGGGUAGCACCAUCAUGGCCUAUGCUUUUGAUUUGGAGAAUGAAGAGGCCGCGAACGAUGACGAGUCGGAUGGCUGGGUUGAGGACCGAGAGGGAAAAUCCAUGAUGGGCAUGGUUGCAAUGGCGGACAUCCUAAACGCGGACGCCGAGUUCAACGCUCAUGUCAACCACGGAGACGAGGAGCUGACCGUCACUUCGAUUCGUGAUAUCAAGGCGGGGGAAGAAAUCCUCAACUAUUACGGGCCUCAUCCCAACUCCGAGCUUCUUCGAAGGUACGGUUACAUCACAGAAAAGCAUUCACGAUAUGAUGUGGUAGAAAUCCCUUGGAACGCCGUACAACACUCCCUCAUGUCUGAACUUGGUGUGCCACAGAAUAUUAUGGCCGAGACGAUGGACAAGAUGGAUCAAGAUGACCUGGAGGACAUAUUCGUGUUGGAACGAGACUCUGGUGAGCCGAAUCCGGAUGGAACCUUCGCGGGCCCUGCCGUGGUAGAUGGGAUGCCCCCAGACCUGAAGGAGCAGCUCAAGGCAACAAUCAAGCUGCUGCAGAAGGUGGACGGAAAUCUGAUCUCAGACAAAAGAAAGAGAGAUGACAUCUUACGUUCUACAAUGGUUGAGACGCUGAGGCUCAUUGCAUCGCGGUACUCGACAACUAUUGCCGAGGAUGAAAUCUUGCUGGCACAAGACAGUCUUACUCGCCGUCAAAGAAUGGCAGUCCGGGUCAGGCUUGGAGAGAAGAAGCUCCUACAAGAAGCAUUUGAUCAUUUCUCGGAAAUGGUUCUGCAAGAGGCGGCUGACACGGCCUCUGCGACAACGAAAAAGGCAAAGCGAUCCGAAUAA